GUUCCUCUUUUUCAUCAACUCAGUCAGAUGCGCAAAGCUCAAACUUCCUCGUCCGAGUCCAUUGCGCUGCGCCUUGCUGCCCCAGCCCCAUCGUCAACUUAACUCCUCAAGACAAAAUCCACCAUAAAAAAAAGGAUGGAAGCCACACGGAAGAAAUGAGGAAUAUUCUUAACACGGUCACCAGACUCUAGAAGAUCAUUUUUACGAGCGCAGAAAUAAUCGACGAAGUGAUUGGCUGAAACGCGAGAGCACUAUGGGCUGUGUGGGCUCGAAGAAGGAGCAGGAGCCUCUCGGCAAAGGGACUGGUAACGAUGAGCUGCAGAACCGCACACAGACGGCCCACUAUGUCAAAGACCCCACUGCAGGAAACUCUGGAAACAAAGCUAGCAAAAUGCCUUCCAAUGCAAACGUGCCAGAUGGAGAGAGCAUUGCCAUGGCACUGUAUGACUAUGAGGCCAUUCAUGACGGAGACCUCGGCUUCAAGAAGGGAGAUAAACUCCGAAUCCUAGAGGAAUCGGGGGAGUGGUGGAGAGCUAUGUUAAUUAGCUCAGGUCAGGAAGGCUUCAUCCCCAGUAAUUAUGUAGCCAAAGACACUUUGGAGGCAGAGGAGUGGUUCUUCAAGGGCGUGAGCAGGAAAGAUGCUGAGAGGCAGCUGCUGGCCCCUGGGAACAAAGUGGGAUCCUACAUGAUCCGAGACAGUGAGACCACCAAGGGCAGCUACUCUCUGUCUGUCAGGGACAGCGACGCUGUUGCUGGUGACACAGUUAAACAUUAUAAGAUCCGUACAUUGGACAAUGGAGGAUUCUACAUCUCUCCCCGCAUCACCUUCACCACCCUGCAGGAGCUGGUCAGCCAUUACAAAAAGCAGGGAGAUGGCCUCUGCCAAUCUCUGACCAGCGCAUGUCUGAGUCCCAAACCCGAGAAGCCGUGGGAGAAAGACGCCUGGGAAAUCCCAAGAUCAUCACUCAAACUGGAGAGGAGGCUCGGUGCCGGGCAAUUCGGAGAAGUCUGGAUGGCUACAUACAAUAAACACACGAAGGUAGCCGUGAAGACCAUGAAGCCUGGCAGCAUGUCAGUGGAAGCCUUCAUGGCCGAAGCCAACCUGAUGAAGACUCUACAGCACGACAAACUGGUCCGACUCAACGCUGUGGUCUCCAAGGAGGAGCCUAUCUAUAUUAUCACUGAGUACAUGGAGAAAGGUAGUUUAUUAGACUUCCUAAAGAGUGAUGAGGGCAACCGUGUCCAGCUCCCCAAGCUCAUCGACUUCUCUGCCCAGAUUGCAGAAGGCAUGGCAUACAUUGAGCAGAGGAACUACAUCCACAGAGACCUGAGAGCCGCCAACAUCCUGGUCAACAAGGCUUUAGUGUGCAAAAUUGCUGACUUUGGCCUGGCUCGCAUCAUCGAAGACAAUGAGUACACAGCCAGGGAAGGAGCUAAGUUCCCCAUCAAGUGGACGGCCCCUGAAGCCAUCAACUACGGCUCUUUCACCAUUAAAUCAGAUGUCUGGUCCUUUGGCGUCUUGCUGACAGAAAUUAUCAGCUAUGGACGCACACCAUACCCAGGUAUGACCAACCCAGAAGUGAUCCGUUCUCUGGAGAAGGGCUACCGAAUGCAACGCCUGGAAAGCUGCCCCACGGAACUCUAUGAAAUCAUGUUGGAGUGCUGGAAGAACAAGCCAGAGGACCGCCCCACCUUCGAUUACCUGCAGAGUGUCCUGGAGGACUUCUACACAGCUACAGAGAGCCAGUAUCAGCAGCAGCCAUGAGACUUCCACCUUCCACAGACAGAUUUUUUUACACAGUUUCUAGAAUAACAAUUCUGUCCUUUUCAUAUAUACCAGCAAGUCCAGUUUCAAAAAAGUUAUAGUGCAGUUAAGAGCACACACACACACACACACACACACACACACACACACACACACACACACACACACACACACACACACACACACACACACACACACACACAGUCUCUCCUUGUCUGCCUCUUUCUGUCUCACUUGCUCACACACACUGUAUACUAACAAGGGACUGUACACAAAUUAUUUGGGAAGGGUUGAACCGUAUAAUUUAUUUUUUAAGAAGCUAGGCCCUUUGAAUUAGAAUACUUAAAGUAACAUAACCACAGUUGAGAUUAAGUAAAGCGAUAUGCAAAUACAAUAAAAACAAUUAUUAUUACUAUUUUUGAUAUUACAAAAAAUACAAUCCUACCUCAUACUUAGCUUACAGCAAAACAGAUGUCUGAUGAUAUUCUAAAGGUUUGGUCAUAGGCUAAUAUGGCUACAGCUGUCUUGCAAAUUUAGCGGACAUAUAUACAGAUAUAUGUGUGUUAGUAUCAGCAGCGUCUUAAAAGUGACACACACAAAAAAUGUUUCAUGUAAUUUAUUUUUACUUUUACUGUACUCCUUUUGUUAUACCAAAGAUUGUGCAUAUUUUGUUGGUCACUGUAUCAUCAUUUUAUAAACACACAACAGUAUAUCUGUCUAAAGAUAAUUGUGGGUACCAGGUCAGGUGCAUUGCUGUGCCUUAUACUGUAGGUGCAGAUGGGUAAGGGUUUGCUUGGAUUAGCCCUGAUGCUGUCAAGACCAAGGAUACAGUAGCAAGACUGGGAUGCUACUAAUAUAUUUAAAAGGGAAGACUGAAAUUUAAAAAAAAUAAAUAAAAAUCUGACUAUCCUAUCCUAAAUAAAAAGAAAAAAGGAAAGAAAACAAAUUCCUCCCAUUUUUCUGCCCUGACCCAGACUAUAACUUUUGUACAGUCCCUAAAUCCUUCAAAGGUCUUCUACAUGACAAGGAUGUAGCAGGCAAUACUGUACAUAUAAACAUGACUGUCUCAUACAAAAAAUUAUACCAUUUUUAUGCAAGUAUAAACAUAGAUGGCCAUCCUCACAGACAAACAAUAGUAGGCCACCUGAAAGCAGUCACAUGGAAAAGGAUGGGUUGAGUUGUUGUGCUCCAGCACACAUUGUGCAUUUAUCAAAGGAAGCUAUAACCACAACACAUGUUCACAGUGAAAUAUGUGAAGGCUCUGAUAAUACUGUGUUUCUAUCACCAAUUCAGUAAGCAAGCAAAACUGUCCAAUUCCACUUGCCUGUCUGAAGUGUUCCAUUGUGAAAGGAAAGAAGGUACUGUGGAGGUGGAACGUUCAAGAUGUAUGACUGAUUAUGCUUAAAUCAUUCUAUUUAUAUUUCAAAGAUAUUUUCCAUUAUGCUGUGGCUUUGCGCAUUGCCCGAUCUUUGUGCCUUAUGGAGUGGUUGUUUUUUGGUGUUGCUUUCAUUUCUUUUCUGUUCCAUUAGCUCUGUAUAUAUAUAAACACACACAAGUGUACACAAAGAAAUAGUAAUUUACUUAACUGAUAAUGGUUGUUGAUUCUUAGAUAGAUAUUUAGCCUUUGUUUGGGAAAAGGAAUGCAUGGAGAUUUUCACAUCUUUUGGCCUUCAUUUUUCUGUUUGGAAAAUUAAUUUAUUUGUGCAAAUAGUACUGGUCUGAAUAUUAUUGUAUCUCAAAUGUAAUCAUCUUUCACAAAAAAAGUUAAAGCUUUUUCCAGAUUUUUUAAAGCAGGACUCAAGAUUCUGCUAUUUUUAUUCUACAUUGUUUUAACGUGUUUCUCACAUUGCUGGAAAUAGCUAAAUAGUUCUUGCACAAUCAGUUAUUGUUGAAAUGAUAGCAUGUGGGUGAUAUGGGGGAAAUGAAUGAUGCAACAUCAUUAUGUCCACAUUAGUAUGUUAUGAUUUUCACUGAAAUAUUGAUAAAUCGUACGAUAAUAAUUCCAUAUUCACUACUUUGAUUCACAUGGUUCCACAAUGUGUUUUAUGGACCAAAAUUUCAAAUUCGUCGAUGGAAAUAUUCUCUUGUAUUUAAGAUUUCAUGUGACAGAUUUGGUAUCAUCCAUUGAGAAAGAACUGUGAGCAGCAAUAUCUAAAAAAAAAUGCUAUGAAAUGCUUAUAUAGAGAGGUGAUGCGCAAUAUAGAAUCAGAGGGUAACAAAUAUUUUUGUGCUUUUUGUUGUAUCAUUAUAAAAACGUAUUGCAUAUUUUGUUAGAUGCUUGGUUGAAUGCAACUGGUAAAAAUGUUCGAAUAAAAAUGUUUUAGAAACAUAUCCAAACUGUGUACACAAGAGCAAAAAAUAUUAAUAAAAAUAUAUAAUAUGUA
Scomber scombrus (Atlantic mackerel) is the source of this 4149-nucleotide messenger RNA. RefSeq names its product HCK proto-oncogene, Src family tyrosine kinase (gene hck). Bases 254 to 1765 code for a protein of 503 amino acids. Gene Ontology annotation, molecular function: non-membrane spanning protein tyrosine kinase activity; signaling receptor binding; ATP binding. Lineage: Eukaryota; Metazoa; Chordata; Actinopteri; Scombriformes; Scombridae. The transcript is spliced from 13 exons. Gene Ontology annotation, biological process: innate immune response; cell differentiation; cell surface receptor protein tyrosine kinase signaling pathway. Gene Ontology annotation, cellular component: extrinsic component of cytoplasmic side of plasma membrane. The record is from RefSeq and is a predicted model, not a curated record.